AUGGAAAGAAAAUUUGCUGCUCAGCCCGAAUUCAAAGAUUUAUACUCCGAAUUUAUGGAUGACUACAUCAAAUCAGGUCACAUGAGUGCAUGUGAGCAACCCCUUUCUGGUGAAUGUUACUAUUUACCCCAUCAUGGAGUAUUUAAGGAGAAUCCCCCUAAUUCCAAAAUACGAGUCGUAUUUGAUGGUAGUUCCAAAACAAAUAAUGGCGUCUCCCUAAACGAUAUCCUCAUGCCUGGCCCUAAGUUGCAGAAUGAUAUUAGUGAUGUCUUGCUGUACUUUAGGUGUCACAAGUUUGUGUUCACUUGUGAUAUACGACAGAUGUAUCGCCAGAUUCUGGUGGCUGAAGAUGACAAGAAAUAUCAGUUAAUCUUUUGGCGAUCCAACCCUGAUGAAUCCCUUCAAGUCUUAAAGCUAAAUACCGUCACCUACGGUCUCAACUGUUCCCCGUUCAUUGCGAUCAGAACAUUACAACAAUUGGUCAAAGAUGAGGGUCACUCAUACCCCAAGGCGUCUGAGAUUCUAACUAAAUCAAUAUUUUAUGACGACAUCAUCGCUGGAGCAGAAAGUCUUGAUGAAGCUUUGUCUGCACAGAAUGAACUCAAGAACUUGCUCGCUAGAGGAGGUUUUGAACUCCGAAAAUGGAUUAGCAACGCACCCCAACUAUUGGACCAAGUCCCAAUUGAACAUAAAGAGACUCCAGUGGAGUUAACUGAAAAUAGUGAAGCCUUCUUCAGUGUCCUAGGUCUAAAAUGGACCCCAGAGUCCGACAUGCUUUCUUACAAGGUUAAGGAUGUUGAAAUAAGUGCUAUACUUACAAAGAGAAGAAUAUUGUCUACAAUCGCUAAACUGUACGAUUUACCAGGAUUUCUUACACCAGUAAUUUUCUGGGCAAAAACACUUAUUCAGUAUCUCUGGACAACAGGGCUAACUUGGGAUGAACCUGUUCCAAAUGAUGUUAGAACCAAGUGGCAUUCAUUCUUAGAAGAACUCCCAAUAAUUCAAGAAUUAAGAAUUUCACGCUACAUUUCUACUUCUCUGCAUACGGCUGUGCAACUCCACGGCUUCAGCGAUGCUUCAGAGAAAGGCUACGCUGCUGUUGUCUACCUUCGUGUCACUGACUCUCAAGAGAAUACAAGGCUCUAUCUCAUCGUCUCUAAAUCAAAAGUCGCUCCUUUGAAAAGAAUUUCUCUGCCACGGCUUGAACUUUGUGGCGCUCACUUACUGGGAAAACUUCUUCAAUAUUCUUCAAACAUACUCUCUGCUCAUAUGAAGAUUGAAUCAAUCUAUGCUUGGUGUGACUCCACAAUUGUCCUAACCUGGAUACGUACUCUUCCAUACCGCUUGAAAGUCUUCAUUGCCAAUCGUAUUUCAGAACUCCAAGCAUUGGUCUCUCCUCACUCAUGGAAUUAUGUCAAAUCUCAAGACAACCCGGCAGAUUGCGCCACUCGUGGUCUUUCACCCUCUCAACUUGUGACUCAUCAUUUAUGGUGGAAUGGACCGGAAUGGUUACAGUCAUCGUCAGAUUCUUGGCCCAAGCCAAAAUUCACACCUGUUAUUGAUGAUGACACUCUUGAAAUAAGGCCAAAUCCUCUAAACGUUCUAGCAACCACAGAGAAGAUUAAACUCACUGAUUUUGAUGUACUAGAAAAAUAUUCAUGUUUCAGGAAACUUGUGGAGGCUGUACUAAACUCGAGACCCUUAACAGCGUUAUCCGCUGAUCCAUCUGACAUCUCAGCCCUUACUCCGGGUCAUUUUCUUAUCGGCACUUCUCUUGUGGCAGUACCGGAACCAAAUCUUGAAGAGGUUCCCGAAAAUCGUCUCAAUCAUUGGCAAACUGUACAAGCCCUACAUCAACGCUUCUGGCGACGUUGGCAUCAGGAAUAUUUACAUCAGCUACAACAAAGAAAGAAAUGGGAAAAGCCCAACAAGAAUCUAGAAGUGGGUGAUCUCGUUAUAAUUCAGGACCCUAGAACACCACCACUACUUUGGCCUCUUGGACGCAUAGUGAAGACUUCGCCUGGAUCAGAUGGCAUCGUCCGAGUUGUCACCAUCAAGACUCAGCGGGGAACCUUCUGUCGUCCUGCUACCAAGGUGUACCCGCUCCCCUGA
Messenger RNA from Macrosteles quadrilineatus (aster leafhopper), 2112 nucleotides. RefSeq lists its product as uncharacterized. The coding region runs from base 1 to 2112 and encodes 703 amino acids. Lineage: Eukaryota; Metazoa; Arthropoda; Insecta; Hemiptera; Cicadellidae. The transcript has 2 exons. The record is from RefSeq and is a predicted model, not a curated record.